AUGGCGGUCUCCAAUUUCGUCACAAGCCAGUACUCUUCCGAGGCCUUUGUCGAGAGCUGUGGCGCAGUUGUCUUCGAUCUGUCCAAGGAACCCGCAAAGGUCUGCCUGCUGCACUACCUGGCCUUGGACGAAUGGUAUCUUGCAAAGGGCAGGCGGAACUGCGGGGAGUCCAGGCACGAGGCGGCGUUGCGGGAGGUGCUCGAGGAGACGGGCGUCCGCUGCAGACUGCUGCCUGUGGACAUGCCUACACGGGCGCCGGCGCCGGACGACGAUGCCAACGCCCCGGACGUGGCCGCCGCGCGUCGAGCGAUCACAGAGCCGUUCACGUUGACGAUUCGAAGCACCGACAAAGGGGACGGUGUGAAACUCAUCUGGUGGUACGUCGCCACCGUCGAGGGCAGGCCGGACGGGGAGGAGAAGGAGGAGAAGGAGAAGGAGGAGGAGGAGGUGAUGGCGGGAGGGGAAGCGCAGUUCGCCGCGAAAUUCUUCGUCUGCAAUCAGGCUGUCGAAAUGCUCACGUUCGAGAACGACCGCGAGGUUCUCCGAAAGGCCAUUGAUCUGGUCGGAAAACCCAUCUCCAAAUCGCAGUCAGCCAAAUAA
Molecule: messenger RNA, 600 nt
Organism: Colletotrichum higginsianum IMI 349063
Lineage: Eukaryota; Fungi; Ascomycota; Sordariomycetes; Glomerellales; Glomerellaceae
Product: NUDIX domain-containing protein
Exons: 1
Coding region: 1-600 (199 amino acids)
Biological process (GO): ATP biosynthetic process; AMP biosynthetic process
Molecular function (GO): bis(5'-nucleosyl)-tetraphosphatase (asymmetrical) activity
Source: RefSeq, a predicted model, not a curated record